Molecule: messenger RNA, 426 nt
Organism: Dibothriocephalus latus
Lineage: Eukaryota; Metazoa; Platyhelminthes; Cestoda; Diphyllobothriidea; Diphyllobothriidae
Source: the annotation of a GenBank genome assembly
AUGUUGGUUGAUUACCUUACCAAACACGGUAGCCCCUGGGAAGCCAUUUUUGCACAGAGAGCGGUUUUGAAUUAUGCUAUCACCUGUCAUCCCACAAUACCGGAUGAUCCCAACAGUCCGCACACUUGUCAGUGUCGGCCUGGCUACGCUGGCGAGGUCUGCGACAGGUGUGACACUGGCUACUACGGUGAUCCACUGCUGAUGGUGCCCUGCAAGCCCUGUGGUUGCAAUCCCUCCGGCUCAAGAAGCCAACGCUGCAACAUGAAGACUGGCCAGUGCUCCUGUCUGCCCGGAAUCAUGGGAAGAAAGUGCGAUGAAUGUCGACCGGGACACGUGGUUGACGGAGGACGCUGUAUCGGUGAGUCUGCUUCUUUUUUGUUUUAUUGCGCCCUCGCUGACUCACCCUUUGUCCACCGAAGUACAUGA